Molecule: messenger RNA, 1839 nt
Organism: Lasiodiplodia theobromae
Lineage: Eukaryota; Fungi; Ascomycota; Dothideomycetes; Botryosphaeriales; Botryosphaeriaceae
Product: Tripeptidyl-peptidase 1 precursor
Exons: 2
Coding region: 1-1839 (612 amino acids)
Biological process (GO): proteolysis
Molecular function (GO): tripeptidyl-peptidase activity; serine-type endopeptidase activity
Source: RefSeq, a predicted model, not a curated record
AUGCUUGGCUCCCACCUCCUCGUGCUGCUGGCUGCCGCUGCCAGCGCCUCACCUCUGCGUGCCCGCUCCGACUACCAAGUCAAGGAACACUUCCACGCCCCUCGCAGUUGGUCGCGCAUCGGACGCGCCCCCUCGGAGCAUGUCAUCAACCUCCAGAUCGGUCUGAGGCAGUCCCGCUUCUCUGAGCUCGAGAGGCACCUCUACGAAGUCUCGGACCCCAGACAUGAGCGCUAUGGCCAGCAUCUGACCGCGGAUGAGGUCAACGAGCUCGUCGCGCCCUCUGACGACACUCUAGACCUCGUUCACGAGUGGCUUGAGGACAACGGCAUCGCCAAAAGCCACCUGGAAUACAGCCCUGCAAAGGACUGGAUCAAGGUCUCACUUCCUGUUGACCAGGCCGAGGCUCUUCUGGACACCGAGUAUUCGGUUUACCGGCACGAGACUGGCGGCCAUAUUGUGCGCACUCCUGCCUGGUCCCUCCCUCGCCAUCUCCACGACCACGUCGAGACCAUCCAGCCCACCAACUCGUUCUUCCGCUCCGCGCCCCGAAGAAGCAACGUCAGGCCCAUCGUCGAGGACGUGAAGCAGCCGCUUGCUCGCCAGAAGUUCGUCAGCAGCCAGGCUCCUUUGGACGCCGACGUGUCUGCCAUCUGCAACACGACCUUCGUGACUCCGCACUGCCUGCGUUCCUACUACGGCACCUUGGACUAUGUCCCACAGGUUCCUGGCAAGAACAAAAUCGGACUUACCAACUAUCUGGACGAGACCAGCAAGCGGACCGACGUCAAGCUUUUCCUGCAGCAGUUCCGCCCGGAUGCCGUCUCUGCCGCCGACAACUUUACCAUCGAAGUCAUCAACGACGGCGACAACACUCAGACCCCCAACACGCCCGAACAGAAUGAUGCCGGUAAGAACAUGGAGGGGAACCUUGACGCCGAGACCAUCCUGGGCAUUGGUUAUCCUACCCCUCUCAUUGCCUACAACACCGGCGGCUCGCCUCCCUUCCAGCCUGAUGCCAACACCGAGACCAACUCCAACGAGCCUUACCUCGAUUGGGUGCAGCACGUCCUCGGCCAGUCAGACGUGCCUCAGGUAAUCUCCACCAGCUACGGAGAUGACGAGCAAACGGUCCCCCCUUCGUAUGCCUACACCGUCUGCAACAUGUUCGCCCAGCUUGGCGCUCGUGGUGUCUCUCUCCUCUUCGCCUCGGGCGAUGCGGGCGUUGGCGACGAGGGCGCUUGCAUCAGCAACAACGGUACCAAUGCUACCACAUUCCUCCCGUCGUUCCCCGACGGCUGUCCUUAUGUGACGUCCGUCGGCGCCACUACAGGCUUCUCGCCCGAGAGGGCGGCCUACGACGUCCUCGGCUCCGGCAGUGUCUUCACAUCCGGCGGUGGAUUCAGCAACUACUUUUCUCAGCCCUCCUACCAAGCCGAGGCUGUUCAGAACUACUCGGCAGCGUACCUUGCUGAUGGUAUUUAUGCCGGCCUGUACAACGCCUCCGGUCGCGCGUACCCGGACAUUGCAGCCCAGGGUCAGAAGUUUGUUGUUACUUGGGAGGGCAGCAACAUCCGUCUCGACGGCACGUCAGCAUCGACUCCUCUCGCGUCUGCCAUCAUUUCGCUCGUCAAUGACGCUCUCAUCGCCGCUGGCAAGAAGCCGCUCGGCUUCUUGAACCCCUGGCUCUAUCAGGGCGGCUGGAAGGCUUUCAAUGAUAUUACCAACGGCAGCGCGGCCGGCUGUGGUGUUGACGGCUUCGUGGCUGCAGAGGGCUGGGAUCCGGUCACCGGCUUCGGCACUCCCAACUUCCCUGCCAUUCUAAAGAGCCUGGGUCUGUGA